Messenger RNA from Hylaeus anthracinus, 2460 nucleotides. Its product is annotated as LETM1 domain-containing protein 1. The transcript has 3 exons. Gene Ontology annotation, molecular function: ribosome binding. Gene Ontology annotation, biological process: intracellular monoatomic cation homeostasis. Gene Ontology annotation, cellular component: mitochondrial inner membrane. Lineage: Eukaryota; Metazoa; Arthropoda; Insecta; Hymenoptera; Colletidae. The record is from RefSeq and is a predicted model, not a curated record. Bases 676 to 1722 code for a protein of 348 amino acids.
ACAAUCCAAGUAUCACCAUUAGUAUGAUGUGUUCAAAUGAACAUUAAUAUAAUUACGACAUAACAUAAAGUGAAAAUUCUAUAAAAAAUAUCAACUAGUGUAAAGACUGUUUGUUAGAAAUAAAGAGGAAUACGAAGGGUAUUUUAUAGAAUUUUCAAAAUUUAUUUAAAAGUACAAUUUACAUUUUCUCCUUUUCAACUUACGUAUUAUACUGAAAAUUACAAUGAGCAUAAUAUCUUAUUCGUCUAAAUAAUUGUUGAGUUUACGGGUGGUCAGUGUAGUCUGAGAAUGUAGUAAUAUCUUGAAAACAACUAGAAACUACACUUUUGUAUGUUUUCAUAUUUAUUCGUAAAUUUAGUAAUAUAUGUGCAAGUACUUACACGAAAAAAGAAUUUCGUUGUGAUCUAGAAACCUCGCAAGUUCAUGCAAUACCUUUUUCAGUGUACUUUAAUAUAGUCUGUUAUAAAAACAUAUCUUAACACUAACGAAGAACACUGUUAAGGUUAACGUUAACGAAAUGAGUAUUCACAAAAAUAAAACAAUACUGUUAUAAAGUAACAUGUAAUGAUUUCUUAGCAUUUUCCACCCAAUUUUGUAACAUGUUAAUUCAAAGAAUAAUUAAUCAAUAACAUAAAGUAUAAUCAUAAUUAGUAUAACACAAACAUAAUAGUGAAGAUGUAUAAAUUAUUGUGUGAAAAGUUCAUUUAUAAGAAUCAAAAUGUAUUGCCUUUCACAUACACUUGUAUACAGCAAUGUCAUACAGAAGUGGAAAGAAAGAAAAAUAAAAGCAGAGUAUCCAAUAUCAAGAAGUAUUGGUUCAAUAGAUACAUAGAUUAUGUACAAAACUUUACACAUGUAUUGGAAAGGAAUUUUCCAUGGACUGUAAAGAUGUAUCGCGUAUUUAGUAUUGGUACCAAAGAUUUUGUCAUAGAAAUGAAAAGAUAUUUGUCAAUACUAAAAAAACAAAAUAUUGAUGGUAUUCGUAACUUAACAUUGGAAGAACUACAGCUGAACUAUACAAUGCGUAAAGAUUUAAUAAGGAUAUGCCCUUUCAUAUUAAUAUCUGCCAUUCCUUUUACAACUUAUGUCACCUUUCCUUUGGCAUAUUAUUUUCCAAGACAUAUUUUAACUUCUCAUUAUUGGACACCACAACAAAAGAUUGAUUUUAUGUUGUUAGACCAUAAAAGGCGAUUAAAACACAACAAACCAUUAUUCAGAUGUAUGCAGGCAGAACUUGUCAAAAUUAAAAACCAAACAUUGAAAACAAAGUGGAAUGACAUCAUUGCAUGUCUUGGUAGUGGUACACACCCUCGUGUAAACGAUAUUAUUGCCUGUUCUGAACUAUUUUCUGGUCCUCCAUAUUCAUUGAAGAAUCUUAGAAGGAGACAUGUAAAAGAAUUACUUGCUAUACACGACAUAUCUUCUUGGACACCUUUCAAAAAACAAAAAUUAAAGGCAAGGGGUAUGCUGAUACAACAAAUGGACCAAGCCAUACAAAGAGAAGGUGGAAUUACAAAAUUGUCAAAUGAUUCAAUAUAUUGGGCACUUUCAUUUAGGGGUAUAAAUCCGACUAAUAUGUCAGUAGAGAGUAUGCAAAACUGGCUUGACCAGUGGAUUGUAUUGUCAAACGCUGUCAAUGAAAAUAAUCUUUCUUUAUUAUUACAUGGUCCAAUACUGUUAGCAUAUAAUUAUCCUUCUAAUUGGAUUCUUAUAUAUAGUUGAAACAGUAAUACAAAACCUUUAUUAUUUAUAUUAUAAGAUAAAGUAUGUAAGCAUUGUGACAGUAUACAAUCUCAAUAUUUAUUUGUGUUUGCUCUUUGUGAAAUGUAUAUAAAUAAAUCGUAUAUUUAUUUAUUAUAUAAUGCUAUAUACACGUACCAACUAAUUUCUGUCCUUUGUUCUAUUAAUAACUUAGUAACGUUUGAAAUUAAAAAUAAGUUAUAAAUCCAUGUAAUAAUAUAUUAUUUAUUUAUAUGUACCAUUGCAUUUAACAAUAAAUUCUGAUGUAAGUAAUCAAUAUUUUGCAUGUUUUAUUUAAUUCUUUGUACUCAGCAACAAGAAUGAAUUGAAAUCAGAAAAUCUAGAUGACAAAGGGUUGAAUACAUAUUUUGUACAUUAAUAUAUGCAGAUUAUAAUAACAUACAUUUAAUAAAUAAUAUGUCUACAUAUGUACCAAGUUAUAUUUUAGGUUAGUGCUACCCAAUGAAGGGGACUGCCAGGCGCCUGAUUCCCCUUCCUUUCUUCAACCUUUUUCCAUCUUUUUCUUGUGUAACAUGUAGCCAUUGAGCUCUAUCCUAGGAUAGAGCUCAAUGCAUGUAGCAUACUUUCACUGUCAAAGCUAAAGAAGUAACCAUAAUACUAGGCUAUAUAGGUUGUCCCGUAUAAAGUGUUAUCGAAAGAUAACAAACUUACACAUUGCACGUUUGUUAUCUUCCGGUAACCAACUCACGGCAAUGCCAA